Anoplophora glabripennis (Asian longhorned beetle) is the source of this 5891-nucleotide messenger RNA. Its product is annotated as extracellular matrix protein A-like. Bases 129 to 5759 code for a protein of 1876 amino acids. Lineage: Eukaryota; Metazoa; Arthropoda; Insecta; Coleoptera; Cerambycidae. The transcript is spliced from 13 exons. The record is from RefSeq and is a predicted model, not a curated record. Gene Ontology annotation, molecular function: calcium ion binding.
UUUCUCCUUGCCGUCUGUGAGCGGACCAUUGGGCUAAACACCUAAGAGCUUCUUCGCGGGCGUAGUGCAAACUUCUGAGUGCGCGAACUAGUUUGCAUACCCUUCGGGCUGACCAGUGGGUUGUGACGAUGAUUCUGACCCAUGCCCUCAGAUUACUUUUACUGUAUGGAUUGUUUGCGAUCUGUGUAAAUGAUGUAUAUGGUAAGCACUCUGUAAAUAGCAGAAGGAACAAGACCAGUCAUCAUAACUCAGUAAACGGUUAUGGAUUUGCCCAAAAGACAAACUACAAGAACUUGUCUAAGCAUCUACUGGGAAAGUUGGAUUCCUCUUGCAGGAAUAGUCCACCUCCGGAUAUAAAUAAUGGCAAGUUCGUCAGGUUCAAGAAGACCAGGAUCGAUGCUGGAAAGCCCAAGUCAAAGCGUUACAUGGUGGCGGAAUUUAAGUGUAACGAAGGUUACAAAUUUAGAAAUUCCCAUCCUAAGAAAAUGUUUUGCAGCAAAAAGAAAUGGGUUGGGAAGAAACCAGUUUGUGACAAAAUUAAAAAUGAUUUUGACACGCUCCAGGGUGAUGAUCCCAGCGCAGCAUCGCCACAGUAUUUUCUGAACUCGGGAGAGUGUUCACCAGAGGACCAGGCGAAAUGCACACAUAUGUGUCGAAUGCGUGACGGUCAACCACUGUGUGACUGCUUACCAGGAUUCGAGAAGGACGGUAGCGAUUGUAGAGACAUAAAUGAAUGCGAGAAUCCUAAAAUAAUUGAGGUUUGCAAAUUUGGUUGUGUUAAUUUUGUCGGAUCGUAUUAUUGUAAAGAACCCUCAGACGCUGUACUUUCUGAUGAGUCUGUUACUGACAACGAAACGAUUCCUAACGAAGAAGACGAAGACGAUUACGAGGAUGAAGAUUACGAUGAUGGGGACUACGAAGAAGAAGAUUAUAAGGACGAAGAGAAUUAUGAUGAAAUUGAAAAUUCUGAGAAAGACUCAAAUCAACAAAAAGAACACGAAAAAUCAGCUAUGGAAAGGAGUAGCGGGCGUGAUAUGGCAACUGAUAAUAAAAAAGAAUAUGACACAAUUAACAAAGAUGAAAAUUUAGAAUUGUCUAUGAAAGAAGAUACUAAAACAACAACCACAGAAAAACCAGUUGCUUCAACAGGAGAUAUCAGCAAAAAUAAUAUUGGGGAUGACUACGAUGAUGAAUAUAACGAAAACGGUGUAACAAACUCAACUAAACUAACUGGCGAAAAUGAUGUGGUUGACUCAAUUACCAAAGAAAAUAAAACGUUCAUCGAAAAUAGGGUAAAUGUAAAUGCGACAAAUAUCGAUAGCUCUACUAUAGUAAAUGUAACAAACCAAUCAAAUACUGAAACAAGGAAAGAGGCAGAUGAGGAUGUAAUGUCGAAUUUAGGGAAAACUAAUAAUAAUACUUUUUUGGUUCCAAAGAAAGAAAUUCAAAAUAAACAAGAUCAACAUUACGAAGAGAAUUAUGGAGAUAAUAAGGAAUUAAAAAAGACUGACGGUAACACAGCGGUAGAACCACCACCUACUGUUAGUAGUACUGAUAAUACUACUGUAACAUCGAAAACAGAAAUAAUUAAAAGAAUUGAUGAUUCCUUAGAUGAGGAAUAUGACGAUGAUUACGAUGAUGAGUACUAUGAUUCCAAUGAUAAGAAAGUAUCAGAAACAAAUAAAACAGAGGUUGGUAAAAACGAGAAAACUACAGAAAAUAACGGUAGAGGAUAUUUGCCAGAAGUAGAUAUCGGUAAGGUUAACACAGGUAUACACGAAAUCAUAAAAAAUAGUACACAAAAGAUUAAUAAUGUAACAGAAGAAUUCAUAAUUACCGCUACUUCGAAGUCCGAAGAAACUACGGAAAUUACUGAAGAUGAGGAUGAUGAUGAAUACGGAUAUGAAGAUUACGAAGAAGAGGAUUACAAAGAGAGUAAAAAAGACGAGAACAAACCACUACUAAAGGAAGUUUCAAAAUGCGAGAAGGGAUAUACUUUGGAUGAUAAUGGAGAAUGUUCCGAUUUGGAUGAGUGCUUGGCGGAUGACAACCCUUGUUCUGAUGACUGUCAAAAUACAAUAGGCAGUUACUUCUGUACUUGUCCCACAGGAUUUACUAUUUCACCAGUGGAUCUUCAUUCAUGUCAAGAUGUCAAUGAAUGUCUUCAUAAUCCUUGCUCGCAUAUCUGUGCGAAUUUAGCCGGUUCCUACCGGUGCGAAUGCCCUUCAGGAUUAACACUUCAAAACAACACGUGCGUCAAUUUGACCUGUUCACAUGGACAAACUAAAAUAAAUGGCUUGGUGCAAUGUACGUGCCCCUCUGGUUUUGUUCUGGGUUUAGAUAACCGUACUUGUGAAGACGUGGACGAGUGUCAAUUAGAUAAUCAGUGUUCCGAUAUAUGUCGUAAUACCAUAGGUUCUUUUGAUUGUGCUUGCAAUGUCGGAUACGAGCUUAUAAAUGGAGCGAAUUGUGAAGACAUCGAUGAGUGUAAAACCAACCACGGAUGUCCACAGCUCUGUCAGAACUUGCCUGGUAGCUUUAAUUGUUCUUGUGAAGAUGGCUACGACUACCAUGAAAGAGAGAAUGCCUGCAUAGAUAUAAAUGAGUGUGACGAGGCGCUUGAUUUAGAUGAAUGCACCCAAAUAUGUGUAAACUAUGAUGGGGGAUAUGAAUGUGCUUGUUAUGGUGGCUACAAACUCGCCAACGAUGAUGCGACAUGCGAAGAUAUAAACGAAUGUGCCAACAGUAACGGUAACUGUAGCCAGAUAUGUACCAAUAAGCCAGGAUCAUACAUGUGUGAGUGUAAACUUGGGUACAUACUGGGCAAAGACAAUGAAACUUGUCAAAUUUCGGAUCCGUGUUUAAUAAUGAAUGGGGGUUGUUCUCAUCAGUGUACGAAUGAAAAUGGCACAGCAGUCUGCAAAUGUCCCGAGGGUCAAGUUCUAGAAGGGAAAGAUUGCUACAAAAUCGAUCCCUGUGUGGCCAAUAAUGGCGGCUGCUCUCAUGAAUGUGUAAAUGCCAAUGGAGCAGUCAGGUGUGAAUGUCCUGAAGGAUAUGAAUUGGUAAAUGAAACCAAUUGUGUGCAAAUAAAUCUUUGCACUAUCAACAAUGGAAAUUGUUCCCACCUUUGUGAGUUUGUUGAUGGUUAUGUUAACUGUUUAUGUCCAGAUCUGUACGUGAUACAAAAUAAAACUCAAUGCGUCGAAAUUGAUCCUUGUACAGAAAAUAAUGGCGGCUGUUCACAUAUUUGUGCUUUCGAAAACCAUGCGGUUAUUUGCUCGUGUCCGCGUUCACACGAACUUCGCAAUAAAACGCAUUGCUUUGAGAAAAAUCCAUGUUUAAUAGAGAAUGGUGGGUGUUCGCAUUCGUGCCACUUUUCUAAUGGAGUUCUAAGUUGCAGUUGUCCGGAUAAUUUCUAUUUAGAGGGAAAGACUUGUUAUCGCACUGAUCCGUGCUUGACGAAUAAUGGUGGGUGCUCCCACGAAUGUUAUUCAGAUGACGAAGGACAGGUCCGUUGCUUCUGCCCAGUGAACUUUGAGCUACAAGAUGACGGAAAGUUUUGCUAUCCUAAGAAUCCUUGUUUACUGAAUAAUGGAAACUGUUCACACAUUUGCGAUUUUUCCACUGGAGCACGUAUUUGCUCGUGCCCUGAAGGUUUCAAAUUAAAAAAUAAAAUUCACUGUGAGGAGUUCAAUCCCUGUUUAUUGGAAAACGGUGGUUGUUCCCAUAUUUGUACGAAUGUUAAUAACAAAGCACAGUGUUCUUGUCCUGAUCACUAUAACUUAGAAAACUUGACUACUUGCGCACCAGUGAACCCUUGCUUGAUCAACAACGGCGGAUGUUCUCACGAAUGUGUGAACGAGAAUGGCGAAGCAUUUUGCACCUGUCCCGAUGGGUAUAAACUUCAUGGGAGAAAAUGUGUGGCAGUGAACCCUUGCGAAACGAAAAAUGGGGGAUGUUCUCACGUUUGUACGAGUAUCAACGGUCAGGUUAUAUGUAAAUGUCCUCCAGGACAUGAACUGAUAGACAAGACCUGUUUCAAGAUAAACCCCUGCUCAAUUACCAAUGGGGGUUGUUCGCAUGGUUGUACCAACGUCAACGGUCAGGCCAAGUGUUCCUGUCCGCCAGGAUAUAAACUCUUCGGAAAGAAGUGCUCCGAUGAGGAUCCCUGUGCGAAAAAUAACGGAGGAUGUUCGCAUUAUUGUAAUAACAACGAGGGGAAACGGGAAUGUUCCUGUCCGCCUGGUUACCUUCUAAGGCCCAAUAAGAGGAUUUGCAAGGAAAUCAAUGAAUGCAAGCUGAAUCGCGGUGGUUGCUCUCAUGGUUGCAAGAAUCUUCCUGGGUCGUAUCAGUGUACUUGUCCGAAUGGUUUUAUGCUGGAUCCAAGGAAUAACAGAACCUGUAUUGACGUAGAUGAGUGCCAAAUGAACAAUGGGAAUUGUCAGAUGCUCUGCAGAAAUUUCAAGGGCGGUUUCAAAUGCGAAUGUUCUGAAGGAUACGUAAUUCAGAAAGAUAAGAGGACCUGCAAAUUAGGCACCAGUACCACGAACUGCAGAGUUCCGAAACCACCCAAAAACGGCGUUAUGAGAUGUUUGGAUCAAAAUUCUGAUCCAAAUAGAUCAGUUCCAGUUGGCACCAAGUGUAACAUGUGGUGUAACAAAGGGUUUAAACUGGAAGGGAAUACUCAACGAAUUUGUAACAAUUCCGGGGUCUGGGAGGGUGAAGAGCCGUUUUGUGUAGUGGCAUCAUGUCCAAGCUUGCCUGAUGUUCGGAACGGAUGGUAUGUACCGGAUGUUUGCAACGCCGGUAAGAGGUUCUUAGGGGAGACGUGCAAAAUUUCUUGCAAGAAGGGUUAUAGAAGAAAUAUAAAAUUCCACAAGUACGUGUGUGGUGAAGAUUUGCAGUGGAGCCCCUCCGUUAUAUCUGACAACUUAAAUGUGGCCUGCGUAAAAGAUGUAUCAAACGUUUAUAUAAAAUGUCCAGGAAGUGGUGUUCUGGAAUUUGUUCUACCGCCAAGUCAACGACAAAUGAUCGUGAAAAUUCCUAGACCUGAAACCAAUGUGGAUUUUGACAGAUACGUAACUUCCUACCCAUCCUGGGGAAAGCGUUUGGAGACUACGUUGCCGGCAGGGAGGUCGGAAGUUCGUUUUACAGCCAUGGCACCGGGCGAUUUCAAUAGUUCCUCGGCCUCUUGCAGCUUGACGGUCAACGUUUUAGACAAGGAACCCCCGCGCGUCGUGGGCUGCCCGGUAAAUCUCGAAAGGGCUUUGAUGAGCAACGAGCAAAUGCAGAUCAUUCAUUGGCGGGAACCAAUGUUUUAUGACAACGUUGGAAUUUCAACCGUUUACAAGUCUAGGGAACCUGGAAGCGAAUUUGGCUUAGGUUUACAUCAUAUUUCCUAUGUUGCUAGCGAUGAAGCAGGAAAUAGAGCGUUUUGUCAUUUUACAGUUGAUGUUAAAGACGAAUACGAUUCAGAAGUAGCUAAUUCAGUUCGGGAGCAAGCGACGUUUGCCAACCAUAAUAGUGCUGGUAGAUACAGGGCGGUUUUAAUUUGUCCCAGCGGUGUGCAGUAUAUGUCAAAUCCACCUGACAGUUACAAUAAUAUGUUAACAAGCGAGGCUGGGUGCUACUGGAGGCACGUUAGAGUGACCAAACCGAUGCAGCCGCAGAGUUUUAAAAUACCGAGAGUACACUCUGAGAGCAGAUUACCACAAAGCGUCAGAAGCAACAGAAGAGAGUUUUUCAGAUGGAACAGAUAAAGGGAAACUCCCCAAUUUUGCAUUUGAUGAGUAAUUAUCUAAUAAGUACUUAAAACUGCCAUAAUUUUAGGAUUUCUUAAGACAUUUUAUAAAUGUUACCAAUUAUUAAUUGAAGUAAUGUUUUGUAUAUCA